CUAAAAGACCCAGAAUACACGUCAAUUUCAUUCCCACAUUUCAAUUUCCCGCCCCACAUUUAAGCUGCCGGGGACGACCAAGGGCGUGACAAAAAUUUGAAUCAAUCGCAAUUUCAAUGACACCAGAAAAUCUCCUAACCCGUCCUCCCAUCGCCGAUAAAUUAACGCUGGGCUGCCCAGUCCUCGACCGCUGCCUCGGUGGCGGCGUCCCCUGCUGUUCAAUAAUGGAGCUUGUAGCUGAAAGCAGUUGCGGCAAGACUCAAUUUUGCCUCCAACUCGCCCUCUCCGCUCAGCUCCCGCCCUCCCACGGCGGCCUCUCCGCCUCCUCCCUUUACCUCCACACCGAGUUCCCUUUCCCCUUUCGCCGCCUCCACCAACUCUCCCAAGCAUUUCGCUCCUCACACCCACACCUCGUAGCCAUUAACCCCUGUGAAGAUGUGUAUGUUGAUAGUGUGCACGACGCAUACCAGAUGCUUGAUAUCAUGCCAAAGAUAGAGUCUUUCGUUGAAAGUGCAAAAACCCGGUUGCCUGUCAGGCUAAUUCUGAUUGAUUCCAUCGCGGCGCUGUUCCGGACUGAAUUUAACAACACCCCUUUGGAUCUUAAGCGGAGGUCGUCGCUGUUUUUCAAGAUUUCCGGGAAGUUGAAGUCAUUAGCGAAUAGGUUCCGGGUGGCAGUGGUGGUGACGAACCAGGUGGUUGAUUUUAUGGGGGCAAGUGAUGGGGUAAAUGGAGUCAAAGUGGGCAACUUUGGCUCAUUGCACUCUUCUGGAAGGCGGGUUUGCCCUGCUUUGGGACUUGCUUGGGCAAAUUGCGUGAAUUCGAGGGUCUUCUUGUCGAGAAAUGAGGUGGUUGUUGCCGAAGGGAAUAGUAAUGAGCUGGAGGAUGGUCUUUGUAGGCAAACAAAGAGGCGACUUGAUAUUCUUUUUGCGCCUCAUUUGCCCCAAGCAUCGUGUGAAUUUGUCAUCACACGCCAAGGAGUGUUUGGAGUUGAGUCAGCUGACAGAUAAAUCUGGCACUGAUGGACGUGGUCCAGUACUUGCCUAAAUUUUGAGUGUAGGCUUCUGCUAGCAAAAGUGAAGACUGGAUUACUAGACCAAUGGUAAUUCACUUGUCAUGGGUUCUGAGGCCAAGUUUUUGUGAAGGGCAGAUUUCUGAAACAUGAUAUUUGGGUUACACCAUACGCAUGUGAUAAGAUGUUUCCUGGAGGAGAGUUUUCAAAUCAGAAUUUGCGUGUUGGUGAAGGGUUGGCAGUGGAAUUUUUGUAUUGGAUUCACUCUUAGGGAGGGACUGAUUAUAUAUAUUAUGUACCAUAUGUUGAUGGCAGUAGAGGCAAAGGCGUAUUGCCCAUACAUUGAGUUUCGUGGAAAUGGUGGGAUAUGGAGAUCCAAAUGAUCAACAUUACAGAAAUGUUGAUGUUGGGGAUGGGGAUGAUGUCCUUGGAUGGUAAAAUUACAGUUGAAGUUAAACUUCCAGAAAUAAUCACCUUGGGAGAACUGCAACCUGGAGAAAUUAGAUGUACGGUACUGCGAUUUCAUCUGGGCUAUGUGUACCAGUUCAUUAACAUUUCUUUGUUGCUCGUAUCCAUACGGCUGUUGAUUGCAAACUCGGGGAAAAUUAGAAUCAGGUAUGCUACUUAUUGUCUUACCAUCAAGCUUUGUGCUUUUCGAUAGAUAAGCACAUGAAAAUGCCUCCAUGUUGAUUUAUCUGCAAAGUGAAUGCCAGAGCAUAUUACAACUUUGAUUAUAAAAGUAACUGAUGGAUGUUUGAGCACCCAUUAGAUCGCUGGUUAGAUGAUGAAUCUGAAUUAUGUUUUAGUUUAAAGCGUCGUAUAUUACGCCAGUAAUACCAGCUGCUCCGUAUCCCUAUAGAAACAUCUUAAUCUGUAGAAAGUGUGAAAUCGACCUUGAACCUGAAAGUCUAAGAUGUGAAGCAGGAAGAUAGGAUGAACCCUUCGUCAUUUCUAGCUUUCUGUAUAACUUCCACCACGAUAACAUGCUCUAAAAUUACGCAAAAACGCAUCAUGGUCCUUGAUACCGAAGGAUCGAGGACUACGAGGUUAAGUGCGUAAAGCAGAAAAUCAUUGCAAAGAAAACAGAAAUCCAUUCAUUCAAAACAUAUCUGCGAUCCUUAAUUAUAUCACGUUAACCACAGAGGGUGAAAAGAAACAGAUAAUCUAGAAAAUGACAUGGAACUAGAUGUUGAAUAUGACCGUGAUGGAUCGAUCAGUCCACCACGACGAGACUUAGAUACUCUUUGCCGGAGAUGGAUGCUUCCAUGACAUGGUUCUGCCGGUCAACUUUCCAACCUUUUUCUUUGUCCCAAAUAUCCUUGAACGAAACUUGUCCAAUCAGAUUAUCAUCCCCUUUCUCUUCCUUAACCUUCCAGCUAUUCCAGCCGUUGUAGCCGCUACAGGUGUACUUGUAUAAGGGAGCCAAAACCUCUUUCCUCAGCCGGUCUACAACUCUGCUCUCGUAGUCUUCCUUGUAUUCCUCCGCGUAUGAUGCUGGAGGGAAAACCUUCCGCGCAAUGCUUUCCCACAGCAAAGUGGCCCGGGCAGCGUAGGAUUCAUAAUGGUUUCCGGUAAGGAAACAGUCUGCAGCAGUGGUUACCUUGACAUACUUCUAAUCAUCGUCACCAUCAACAUCAUCAUCAUCGCUGUCAUCGCUCACAUAAUAUUUAAGGUAAUCAUGCUUGAAUUGUCCCUUCAAUUUUUGAAUAUCUGACUCCAAGCACUCCACAAAAACAUCGGUUACACGGUCAUGUAACAACUUAUAAUCCGCAUCACCCUCGUACAUCUCUACAGCCUUCUUGGUCAGUUUCUCGAGGGGCUUCAGUGUCCCCCAUCUACCGUCUUGGCCUUGUAGGAGGCGGUGCAGAAGUUCUACAAGGCUAUACAAACCCAUACUCCCAAAAGAGGAGGCAAUAGGCGCAAUGUUGCACAAUAGGGUCUUUGGGUGGUUUUGGUGGAGCCAAACCGCCGCCUGUAGAACGCUUGUUCAUAUGAUUUUCCAUUCCUAUAGUCAUUCAGAUGACAUAUGAGCUUGAGGGUGGUUAGGGGAUUGUCGGACCAUGCCAGCGGCAGCAGUUGCUUGAGAUAGUCACAGGAGGCCCCCACCUCCGCCUUUAAGGCUGGUGGAUAACUUUUGAUCGAUGCGGUUGCAAACUCGUAGUGCCCGUAGUUGUCAUAGUCAGCCGGUAUGACGAUGUUGAAAAAGAUGUCAAGGCAGGGGUCGCCCGAGGAGAGUUGGAGGGUAGAUUCAGCAGUACUGAAUCCCAUUUCCAUUAGAGGGGUUCUGCUACUGCUCCUAGUGCUUGUUGCUGUUCUCUUGGCGGCUGGAGCUGUCCUGUUCCCGAAUUUUGGAACCAUCAGAGAGAGUGAUCUGCUGGGAAUUGUCAGGCUUGGAGGAACAACAAGAGUCGGAGAGUUUGGAUAAGCCGUCAAUCUCACUGCGAGUUGUGAGAUUUUGCAGGCGAGGUUUGUAUUUGCUGCUUUCAUAACUGAUGGGAGGAUUUCCGUCAAUUCUUCCACGAGGGGGAGAAGGGAAUAUUAGGGCAGAAAUAUAAACGCUGUUUACUUGGGUGCCAAGGAAUUUGGCAAACCCUAAAUUGUUGCUUAUCCAAUUCAAAUCUAUAUUGAUUAGACAAAUGAUACUAUAAAUUGAAAAAAAAAAAAAAAAAAACCUACAUGGCACAUGUCAAUCCCUUAAUAUCGAGAAAAACUUGUGCAGGACUUGGCUUGCUAUUGGAUUAUGCUGAGUGGCACCACCACACCAUUCAUAACUUGCCAUGCGCUAAGCAUAUUGUUGCAUUAGUAUAAAUUUUUAUUUUCAAUUUAAAUCAUAAUUAAUAAAAUUAAUAAAAAAGACUUUUUAAAAACACCUGUCUUUGAGGGAGUGUAAUUACUGGUUGAAAGGUUCAUUAAACCAUCUUAAAGGUUCA
Malus domestica (apple) is the source of this 3939-nucleotide messenger RNA. Its product is annotated as DNA repair protein XRCC3 homolog. Gene Ontology annotation, biological process: telomere maintenance via recombination; t-circle formation; resolution of mitotic recombination intermediates. The record is from RefSeq and is a predicted model, not a curated record. Gene Ontology annotation, molecular function: ATP-dependent DNA damage sensor activity; four-way junction DNA binding; ATP binding. Gene Ontology annotation, cellular component: replication fork; Rad51C-XRCC3 complex. Lineage: Eukaryota; Viridiplantae; Streptophyta; Magnoliopsida; Rosales; Rosaceae.